Messenger RNA from Oncorhynchus gorbuscha (pink salmon), 2789 nucleotides. Its product is annotated as zinc finger protein 624-like. Lineage: Eukaryota; Metazoa; Chordata; Actinopteri; Salmoniformes; Salmonidae. The coding region runs from base 211 to 2094 and encodes 627 amino acids. The transcript has 7 exons. The record is from RefSeq and is a predicted model, not a curated record. Gene Ontology annotation, cellular component: nucleus.
UGUAAACGGAAGUGAACAGGUGACCAAAAAACAUUUCCACAUUAACGUUAAUAUUGUUGUUAUUUAGACGUUUAUUAACUCACUGGAACUUUACAAUAUGACCCAUUUAACUGCACAGCAUUACCUCGUGUAGUCUUUCAUUCGCAUUGGAGACAGGACUUGAUAAAUGUUAUCUAGGUAACGCUAGCUAGCUGCAAAAGUUAGCAAACAAUGGCUAACUGUAUGGUUUUUCACACUCAAAUAGCCUCCAUCAUGGAGGUGCUAGCGAAUGCAGCCGUGGCAGAGAUCUGUAAACUCGUAGACGACGACUAUGCAGUGUUUCGUGUGGAAAUUUCUCAAAGCCAGAAAGAAAACAGGGGAUUACGGAGGAAACUACAACUACUGGAACUGAAGGUGGCACGGGAGCGCGCAGAGAGGACCAUUCGAGAGCGCGUCCUCGCCAGUCGUCCCAGUAGUGUCAAGAUCCUCGACAGAUACAGGGGAAUGGCAAGAGGUGAAGGACAUCUCACUGGAGGCCACAGGAGCUUUGUGAAGCCAGCAGGACACAACGCUUGGAGAGAUGACCAACCCAUAUCUAUAGAUGAGGGGAGUGGAAUCUCAACCCAGCAUGUUAUCGUAAUAGAGUCUGCAGAUGCAGAGGCUGCAGGUCCUGGAGGAUCGUCUCUGGUCAAACAGGAGAUGACUGAAGGAGAUGACCCACGACACAGCAGAGACAUCCAGACUGGCGCAGUGGCUGAAGUGGCACCCCUUUUAGCCACGGAGGACCCCGCCGCCACUCCCCAGCCCAGGAACCGACGCAGCAUCACGGAGGAGGAGGAGGGUCCAGAGGUGCUGCUGGUGAAGGAGGAGGGGUGUGAGGAGAGUCUGGGGAACCCUGAGGGGACCAUGGUCAUGGAGGACAACCAGACUACACCUCCUCCUGAACCCACAGAGGAACCAACUGAGCAGCACAGGACCACAUACAGUCUCACUGAGUCAGUAGACACGGAGGAUGUGAAGCCUGAUCUGCUGCUGAUCAAAGAAGAGACAAUAAAGGACGGACCAGAGAGAAUUGACCUGCGGAGUGGACUAAAGAUGGGGGAGCAAGGUGGUUGGCUGGAGGCAAACAGAGGAGACUGUGUGACCAUCUUGGAUUCCCAGACCCAGAUGGGUGCAGCGAAGGGCCCAGGGGACAACAUCACUGAGCAGGCCAGGACCAGAGGCGACAUAUUGGAGUCUACAGUCCACAAGGACUUGUUAAUAUCCAGUGUUGCUGGUGGGAGAGACUGGACCUCUGAGGUGGCUGGUCACAAACCCUGGCCCCGGAUCAGGAUCAUGGAUCAGGAGCCGUCGCUCUUUCUUCCUGAGUCGGAUCCAGGACCCAAACGUGAGGGACAGAGACUCCACCACCACACAGAACACAACCAGCGGACAGGUGGACUGAACAACCUCAGACAUGGUGGUCAUCAGAGAGACAGAGGCUCCAGUCUGCAGCCCAGACCCUUCUCUUCACAGUCUCAGUGCAGUGAUGGAGCAGGGCCUGGGGCUGAUAGAGAUAGACCCUCCUGUUCCUAUGAUACAAACACCACAGUAUCUAUGAUGAAAAGAGCAAGACACCCUGGGCUUCAGCCUUCCGAGAGAGUGGAGGGAGACUCCCCUGAUGGGAAUCUAACAGGAAGUUUGUCUUCUCUUUCAGGGUCUCGUCUAAUGCCUAGUGACUGGGUUCAUAAAAGGCCUGGGCCUGGGCCUGGGUCUAGCCUUCCUCAGCUACUUCAUGGUUACCCUACCAACACAGCACACAAUUCCAACAACACCCAAACAAUGACUAGAGGAGGGAGCUCAAAGACUAACCACCUGAGUGUGGUGGGUCCUGCUUCUACCUCGCCUGGUGUCAUUGGAUCACAGCGUGGGAGACAGAGCAUUAGGGGGGAUGCCGACAAGCCAUACGCCUGCCCAACAUGUGGGAAGCGCUUCGCUCAGUCAAAUUAUGUGAAGAUGCAUCAGACCGUUCACACCAAGGAGAAGCCCUUCAAGUGCAAACUAUGUUACAAGAGCUUCUCCUUCCUGACUAACCUUACCAGACAUAAGAGUGUCCACAAUGGGGAGAAAUUGUAGCACUGUGGCUUGAGUUUUAUAUAGGGGAUAUCUGGGAACCAUUCUUUAGCUGACAUUAUAUUUAUCAUGUGAAGUGUCUUGGGGUACGAUAUAUAUAUAUUUUUAAGUAUUCUAUGUCCCUCAGUUGAGCAUCUGGGUACACUCACAUUCUCAAAUAUACAGACUUGUUGUUUUGGGUGCUGGCAUAGCCAAAACACUGUCAUGUUAUUGAAGAGCAACAUUAUAUUUCCCCUCAAUUUAUUUUUGCCUAUGUUCUAUUCAUAACAAAUAUAAUGUCCCUCGCAACAUUAUUUAGCAUAAUCAGGUGGUACCUGUUCCUUUAUGUACUAUAAUUAAGUGAUCAAAUCUGUUAAUAAAUUAGAAUAAAUCUUGUUGAUUUUGUAUUUGCUUGUUGAUCAUUUAGAUUUCAAAUUGGCCUUAGUUUCCUUGGCUUAUAGUCCUAUGAGCUUGAAAGAUACUGAUUGUGAAAAGGAAAUUUGAUGUGUAAUGUAGUAAGCAGUACUGUACUUUAACGCCCCCAAAUAGCAGUCUAUUUUUAAAUCAUGUUGUUUAUUUCAUGAAAAUAACUCCAAAUAUAUCAUUUAUUUCCCUGAACCUCUCUUUGCCAUUGAAAUGCUGAGGGGAAAAUACAUUUUUAUUAAAUUACUGUUGCUGCAUCCCUGUUGAUUUAAAUAAAACUUUCCAUACAUGUUUGC